AUGCUCUCUCCGGGACAACCCAAAGGUAUUCGAGCAGCAUGGGACACGGGUCACAGCGACAUGGGAACCUAUACCCUUCAUAUCCUCGCCCUCAUCGGCAUAGCCAAGGUCACAGUAUCUGGAGCGACCCUCCGGAAUCUUCCUACGCCUCACCAUCCUACUCGCCGCGGGCUGGUCAACGAGCCAAGUCCCUUGCCAUAUUCAGGAGGGCACCUUGCUGGUUCAAUUGCCAUUCCACAGCUUGCGUCAACAGAGCAGCAGCUAUACUAUGACAAAAAUAUGUCACAUCCGUCCCAAAAGGCCGAAUUUGCCGCUUAUCAAUCGCCGGAAGCCACCGUCGACCAGGCUGGGACGCCUGCACCCACAGAAGGCUCAGCCGAUCCAGAACAGAGCGACCAGGACGAGAGUGAAUGGCCCACCUCCACCGUCGCCUCUGCAACCUCUCCCACCGGGCCAGUACCGAAUGGCCCCCGAUUCGACGAUCAAUACCUUCCAUCGGGAAGCACUCGUUGGGCGAGAUUUCAAGUUCCUACUGACGUAUUUCUCAACCCUCACGACCCAGCGCGUUAUCACCUGUUGUAUACUAUUCGGCGGGAGACGUGGUUUCUUCGUCAAACAAACGAGCGACCACUUUCGGCAGACGAGGCUGCCCAGAUUCCAAACGCCAUUCCAGGGGAGUCGGUACUACUUGGGUUUUUUGACAGGUUUACCGAACGGGACUCUGGUCGUGUCACGUUUAUCUGCACCAUCUGUCAGCGGUCAUCGCCGAAUCCAAAACCAUACAACAGACCAGACCGUGCCAAAGUCCACAUGCGCCAUCACCUCGAGCAGAGACCGAUUCCGUGCACGGGACAGUGCAGAAAGCUCGGUUGCGCGCAGCGUUUCUUCACUCAGAGUGACCUUUCGGCUCACAUUGCUGGCAAGACUGAAUCAUUGGUCAACUGCGAAUGGUGUAAUAAGCCACUUCGACAGAAGAAUAUGAAAAGACACCAGAAAUUAUAUUGUCCGAAAGCACCGGGCCCAUCUCAGCAAUAG
Molecule: messenger RNA, 1035 nt
Organism: Serendipita indica DSM 11827
Lineage: Eukaryota; Fungi; Basidiomycota; Agaricomycetes; Sebacinales; Serendipitaceae
Source: the annotation of a GenBank genome assembly